AGUGCCUCUCGCGUUCUGCAACCACGCGUGUCAAAAUGGCGAAAAAGAAAGUGGAGGAUAAAAACAGCGAAAACAGUGAUAAUACAAAAAACGAUGGUGAAUUAUCGUCCACCGAGGAAGACCCCAACUUCAGCGAUCCUGAGGACUUCGAAGACGACAUCUCCAACGAAGAACUUCUGGAAGAUCUCCUGAGAAAUAAACCAGAGGAAACUGAUGGAGUUGAGAGCGUUAUUGUUGUUGAUGGUGUGCCAGUUGUUGGUCCUGACCGUAUUGAGAAACUAAAGUCUGUCAUCAACAAAUUGUUCACCAAGUUUGGCAACAUUGUGAAUGAAUACUAUCCAGUUAACGAGAAAGGUUCCACCAAGGGUUACAUUUUCUUGGAAUAUUCUUCGCCAUUACAUGCAGCAGAAGCAGUUAAGUUGACUAACAACCAUAAGUUGGACAAACAACAUACCUUCCUUGUCAAUAUUUUCACUGACUUCAACAAGUAUGAGAAGAUCCCUGAAAAGUGGGAGCCUCCAACUCCUGAGCAGUACAAGGGCCAGGGUGAUUUGCAUUAUUAUCUAUUGGAACCUGAUGCGUACGAUCAAUUCUGUGUUGUCAAUGGGCCUGGUCAAUCAGUGCAAAUUUGGCAAAACACCCAGCCUGAACCUACCUGUGUGGAAGACAGACAGAUGUGGACCCAGACAUACAUUAAGUGGUCACCUUUGGGAACAUAUUUGUCCACUUUCCACAAGCAAGGUAUUGCCUUGUGGGCUGGUCCCAACUUCACCCAAUACAAGAAAUUCUCACAUAACUUGGUUCAAUUCAUUGAUUACUCACCAUGUGAAAAGUAUUUGGUUACUUACUCUCCUCAGAUUGAUACAGACAACCCAGAUCAGAAGAGGAUUAUCAUUUGGGACAUAAGGACUGGUUUAGAGAAACGAUCUUUCGAUCCUGAAGGACCAUCAGCAUGGCCCAUUUUCAGGUGGUCUCACGAUGAUAAAUACUUCGCCCGCAUGGGUAACGAGAUUUUGUCAGUGUACGAGACCCCCUCGUUCUUCUUAAUGGACAAAAAGUCUCUCAAGAUUCCUGGAAUUAGAGACUUCAGUUGGUCGCCGACAGAUAACAUCAUUGCCUAUUGGGUUGCCGAGGAUAAGGAUGUACCUGCUAGGGUUAUUCUCUUGGAAAUACCGAAUAAGCAAGAAAUCAGGAGUAAGAAUUUGUUCAGCGUGGCCGAUUGCAAAAUCCAUUGGCAAAAGUCUGGAGACUAUCUUUGUGUUAAGGUAGAUCGUUACGCGAAGGUGCGCAAAGAGAAGAACGAAUUCAAGUAUUCCGGAAUGUAUUAUAACUUCGAGAUCUUCCAUAUGCGUGAGAAACAAAUCCCUGUAGACAGUGUUGACUGCAAAGAACCGAUCCAAGCUUUCGCUUGGGAACCGGUCGGCACCAAAUUCUCUUUCAUCCACGGAGAUUCUCCGAACAUUAACGUUAGUUUCUACGGCAUCCGUAUUGGUCAAGCGCCGAUUCUGCUGAAGAAGUUCGAGAAGAGAUCAUGCAACCAUCUGUUCUGGUGCCCAACCGGACAAUACAUCGUUUUGGCCGGUGUCGGUUCGAACGGAGGAUCUUUGGAGUUCGUGGACACCAAGGAAUUCUUGGUGAUGAACUCGACAGACCAUUUCCAAAUGUCCGACGUCGAGUGGGAUCCCACCGGUCGUUACGUAGUGACCGGAGUGUCCGUCUGGAAGACCAAGGUCGAUACCGGUUAUUGGAUCUGGUCCUUCCAAGGAAAGAUCCUGAAGCGUAUCAACCAAGAAAAGUUCGCACAGUUGCUGUGGAGGCCUAGGCCGAACACGCUACUGACCGAUCAAAUGCAGAAGGACAUCAAGAAGAACUUGAAGAAGUACUACGCCCAAUUCGAGAGCAAGGAUCGCAUGAGGCAGACUCGUGCUUCCAAGGAGUUGAUCGAGAAGAGGGCUGCACUGAUGGAACGUUUCAACGAGUACAGGAAGAGCAAGAACGACGAAUACAUUGAGAAUAAGCCUAAACGUCUAGCACUUAGGAAUAAUGUUGAUACUGACGAGUUGGAUGGAGAUACGGAGAAUGUAGAGGAGGAAAUAGUUGAAUUCUUUAUUAAGGAGGAAACCAUUCUGAUCGACUAGCGACACAAUUUGCCGGUGAAUUAUCUUCCUGUGUUUCGGUUGCAGGACACAGGAGGAAACAGUGUGUGUCUCGGACAGGUGGUGCAUUUUUUCUUUAAUAAAGCGUACUUCUACCAGAACA
Molecule: messenger RNA, 2259 nt
Organism: Nicrophorus vespilloides
Lineage: Eukaryota; Metazoa; Arthropoda; Insecta; Coleoptera; Silphidae
Gene: eIF3b
Product: eukaryotic translation initiation factor 3 subunit B
Exons: 4
Coding region: 36-2138 (700 amino acids)
Biological process (GO): translational initiation
Cellular component (GO): eukaryotic translation initiation factor 3 complex
Molecular function (GO): RNA binding; translation initiation factor binding; translation initiation factor activity
Source: RefSeq, a predicted model, not a curated record